Molecule: messenger RNA, 642 nt
Organism: Lindgomyces ingoldianus
Lineage: Eukaryota; Fungi; Ascomycota; Dothideomycetes; Pleosporales; Lindgomycetaceae
Product: HET-domain-containing protein
Exons: 1
Source: RefSeq, a predicted model, not a curated record
AUGCUGCCGCACGAGCCAGAGUCAGUAGUCGCAAAGCUUUACCAAAAGUUUCGACUCGCUGAACCUGGAAAUAGUAUACGCCUUCUGGCACUCUUACCUGGUGAGGGUCCUAAGUUGAAAGCUACAAUAUUUUGCGUGGAUCUGUCGUCGAGCCCAGUAUACGAAGCCUUAUCAUAUGUGUGGGGGGAAAUGGAAGCCAAAACCAACUAUUUCAUCGAAAUUGAGGGCACGAAUAUGGAGAUAACCCCAAAUCUCUAUCGUGCUCUUCAAGCUCUACGCAUGCAAGAGAGCUCUCGUGUUCUAUGGGUGGAUUCACUGUGUAUCAACCAAAACGACAACAAAGAUAAAGAAAUCCAGAUUAGCAUGAUGGUCGAAAUAUACAGGUCCGCGCAACAUGUCGCUGUUUAUCUCGGCGAGCCAAACGCCGGCGGUUUGGCGCUCUUCUCCUUCCUCAACCGGAACUUUCAUGAAGAAGAUUCGGUUGACAAGGCCAUUGAAGACUUUGGUCCGGGUGAGAGAGAUAUACGAGAAUUACUCGAAGCUUACGUCCAUUUCUGUCUUCUGCCAUGGUGGAACCGGAUCUGGGUUCAGCAAGAGUAUAGCCUUUCACGUACCAAUCCGACAUUUCACCUUGGGCGCAAC